GACGUCACACAACAGGUACUCGUUCACACACGAAUUCAUUCAACCUGUCAACAGAAGAAAAAGUGCAUGAAAAACAAUAUCUAAAACUUUUUAAAACAUGUUGAAUAACAAAUUGGAAUAUUUUCUUCAAAAGUCAAAGUAAAGCAAAUUGACAUUUAUUUAAAAUGCAAAAAUAAAGCAUUGAUGGAAUAAACUUCGGAACAGGAAUUUUCUUUUUGGAUUUUAAGUUGUAGCUGUAUCUAUAUGUAAGGCAUUGGAAUAUUAAGUAUGUCAUCUGUAUGUCAAGGCUAACAUAUGAUUGACAAAGUAAACUCCGACUAUGCCAUCACUAUGUCGUGUUGUGAUAAUAUACUGCAAAGGAUUAACAAUGAACUACCUGAUGAGUGGGAGGCAAAGUUGGUGGCAGAGCAAGGACGCAUUUAUUAUCUAAGUCAUGCAGGGAAAACCUCCUCAUGGGUACCUCCUACAGAGAGCUGGGACCCUGGUAGUUUGGGACUACCUCAUGGGUGGGAAUGUGCUGUGGACAAGAAUAACAAACCAUACUUCAUCAAUCAUCUUGACAAGUACACAACACGUGACGACCCCAGAGAUGACCCAGAUUAUGUAGAGCCACCCAAGCCUCGGGAGGUAGAAUUGAAUCGUGAUCCAUUGAAAGGAUUUGGUUUUGUUGCAGGGAGUGAGAGGCCAGUUGUUGUCAGAUUUGUUACUGAUGGUGGACCAAGCAUUGACAAACUAUUACCAGGGGACCAGAUCAUCAGAAUCAAUGGAGAAGAUGUAAAGAAAGCACCCAGGGAAUAUGUCAUUGAUUGUGUUCGAUCCUGCAAAGACAAGAUUUCUCUGACUGUUUGCCAACCAUAUACUGAUAAUUCCAUUAGGAAGUCUGCCUUGUUAACUGCUGCCAAAAAAGCCAAAUUAAAGAGUAACCCGUCACGAGUUCGGUUUGCCGAAUGUGUGACUGUCAACAUGGUCAAUGGCAGUUCGCCACCACAACAUCCGUCCCACUUAGAGAGUUAUGUGCCUUUCAUGCCUAAUGUAUUGAAGGUGUUCCUGGAGAAUGGACAGACAAAAUCAUUCAAGUAUGACAACAAAACCACAGUAAAGGAUGUGGUAUAUUCAUUACAAGAAAAGCUGAGUAUAAAGAAAGUCCAACAUUUUAACUUGGUGCUAUUAAACAUUAAAAGUCAUAUGCCAAAUCGUGUAACACUGCUGCAAGAACACGAAACUUUAGCUGAGAUUGCAUCUAAACCUGGUGCUCGCCAUUUUCGUUGCCUAUUCCGUGUAAUGUUUGUCCCUCGUGACCCCUAUGACCUGCUGAAGGAAGACCCUGUAGCCUUUGAGUAUUUCUAUCUUCAGUGUUGCAAUGAUGUUGUUAACGACAGAUUCCCUGAUUUGAAGGGUGAUACCAUAUUAAAACUGGCAGCUUUACAGAUCCAACAACAUGCCAUGUCUAGCAAUGCAUCUGGCAAAAUCAAUCUCAAAGCUAUUGAGAAAGAAUGUGGGUUAGAAAAAUUUGUACCUGUUUUCGAGAGAUCUACAAUGAAAGGAAAAGAUUUAAGAAAAUUGCUGACUCAGCAGAUGAAAAUGAAUCAAAACUUAACAGCACCGGGACAGAAACAUCUGACGGCACUGCAAGCCAAACUACAUUACAUGAAAAUCGUCAGUGAACAGAAAACAUUUGGUAGUCGUGUGUUUAUGGUAACACUGCUGGAUAAGAAAACAGAAGCUAUGGUACUUGUAGGACCAAAAUCUGGGAUAAGUCUGAUUACCAACAUAAAAAAUUACAGUCUUUCUUUGUUGGCUGAUUUUGAGAAGUUAAAGAAAAUGAAAGUAGCCAAAGAGAAAGAAAAUAUGCAAAAAGUGGAGAUUUCAAUGAGUGGAGAUGAACAACAGACACUGAACAUAGGUCUGUUGAAGCAAGAUACUCAGAACUUUGUCACAAUGGUGGAAGGUUACUACAGAAUAUUUGUGGAUCCUCAAAAAAGUUUGUCAGAGAAACCUGCCAGCAAACAAACUGCUGAUCCAUUAGUACCAGUUUAUACCAGUAAGCAUCGUGUGAUAGCAGCUCCUUGGAGUUACCCAGAAGAUAUUGUCUCUCAAGUGAUUGGUAUAGAAGAUAGUGAAAUCACAGAGAACCAGAGGGUGGUUGAUUGUAGACGAGGUCCACCAAACUAUGAAGAAAGUCAAGAAUACAUUAAACAAAUAAAAGAAGAUUUGGGUAUUGAGGGAGAAAAUAAAGAAAAUGGUCCUAUGGAUACAGGAAUUAUCUCCCUUGUUCAAGAUGACAGUGAAAAUAACAAUGUUCAGAAAGACGAUAAACCUAAAAAUAAAAGUGUUAUAAUGAUUGGAAAGGAACCAGAUACAUUAAUACAUUAUACAAAUAAAUUAAAACGUCCAGGGGAGGAAACCAGUCCAAUAGUUAGCGACAAAAUUCCAAAGAAAUCUGAUGAAUCCAUUGAUCAAGGUUAUCAGAAUGGAAGCAUGUAUGAGUCUUCUGAAAUUAAACCUCCGAGCAGUGACGAACUUUCUGAUACUGACAGUGGUGUAGAAAGUGAAAAGAAGAUCGUAAUUGGAGAGUUAGGUCCCCCUGAUUCUCUCCCUGGAGAUGCAGAGAGCGUGGAUAGUGACAGUGAUAGUUGGGGUCAUCCGUCAAGUAGUCCAGAAAAAGGUAGACUUGUGGAAGCUACUAAUAUGGGUAUUUUGUGGUUUGAUGGGUUAAGUUUUGGUAUCCACAAUCCAGAUGAACUGCCAAGGUCAGAGACCGACUUCCAGGUUAUAGCUUCUAGCUUUGGUCUUCUGAGUCCUGACAAGAUUCCUGCUGGAAUACAAGAUGGAAUCUUAGAUCCAAGAAUGUUCUCGGAAAGAAAGUUAUUUAUAGAUCCUGAUAUUAUAGAUUUAACCUUGUUACCACCUCCCACAUCACAUGAACAAGAUGAACCAAUGACAACCUGGCAGCCAUCACUUACCUCCAGUUUACCUAUUGGUUAUGAUGUAAGGAAAGAAACUGAAAGUAAAAAGCCACAUCAUCCUGCCUUAGUGGAGAGAUCAGCCAGCAUGGGAGACAAUCCAGAUUUCCUGGAUGACGACAUCGAUUCAUUUAUCGCCUCCAUGAUGAUUCCACCCCCACCCGAUUCAUGCAUGACGGAUGAUUCUUCUCACAAUCUUGCAGACUCUUUGCAGUUUCAUUUCGAAGACGAGGAUUCUCAAAUGUUUAAUGGUGCUGAUUCAUUGAUCUCAUCUGAUGAACUUUUGAAUUCAUUAGUGAUUCCUCCGCCUCCUGGUGAGGUGUCAGAAUCUAUUGACGAAAUAAAAAUAGUCCCUCCUGUAGAUAGUGAAAUGUCAGACUCAAAUCAUUCAGAUAGUAUGAAAAAACGUUACUCACAUAGAAGAUCUAGUUCUCUUGAUGUUUCUAGUCUUCGAUCAUUCAAUGAAUCAUUAACACAGUCUGAAUCAAAGACAGAAAGUAGUCCCAAACCAUGUGAUAAAAAUAUUACUCCGCCGAAAACAUUACUGACUGCUCCAAAUCCUGUGAAGGAUUUUGAAUCACCUGCAACAGUUUCAGAAAAACUUAAUAUUCUACUUCAAUCCAUGCCAAGUUUUGGUAAUGUGUCCGAGAGUGAUAUGAAAUUUAGACGGACUUCGUCGUUACGUUUGGGGAAGAGUGCUUCGUUUGAAGUUCUUAAUUCACCGACAAAAGAACAGGAAGUGAUUCAAACUAAGAAAAUUGCGAGAAGCAAUUCAUUUCAGGUGCAUUUAAAUGGACAACAAAGUGUUGGAAAAAAUGUUGAACUUCCCCCUAAAAAACCAGGACCUACUUAUAUUUCACCAAAGAAAAAUAGACCCGCAGAUCCUGUGAAGAAAAGUGAUGAAUCUAAAAGUCCUGAAAAAUCUGAAAAUUCUAAAUAUUCUCGUCAUUUGAGACGGACUCAUUCAUUUGACAUUAUACCGAAAAAAGACGAUGAUAAAUCAGGAGGAGAUAAUUUCGCCUCGCUGAAAGCCAAAUUAAAAUCUUAUCGUGAUUAUUUAUUAAGUAAAUCAGAUGAUACAAAACAAAGAAAAUCAUCUAUAACCUCAACUGAUAUAACCACAGAAACAGCUAGCAGUGAAUCAAAUAGUCCUUUAAAACGUUCAAAUUCUUUUACAUUCAAUUGGCUUAAACGUAGAUCCAACUCACUGGAUUCUUUGGAUACCAGAAAAAAUAAAACAGAAACUGAAAGUGGACCGUCAAAUGGAUCAAAGGAAAGUGAAGAAAGUGCCAAGAAAUUUCCUCAGGUUUUAAGCACACUGACUCUGCCAAGAUCAACAUUUAAACCUCAUUCCACACUAUCAGUACAGCAUUAUACAUACCCCCUUGAUAAAAAGGGCACUGCAAUCACGAAUUCAAUUCACAUGGAAGAGAGACAGAGAACUGCACAAAAGAAAUCAGGUCCAAUGAAGGCUUUAUCAUCUGUUCUUUCAUCUGGUGAUAAAAAACACACUGCUGAUUCAGAAUCAUCAACUCCAGUUAAAGUUGCCAAUGGCAACAUCAAACAUGAGGAUCCAAAUGAUAAGGAUCAGACAAAUGGAGUCCAAAGACCUAGAAGGAACUCACAAAGAAGAGGCAGUAAAGACGACAUUUCUGGUACAUACACACCUAAAUCUAGUACGAAAGGAGACGUAAGUCCAUUUGGGACAUUAGGCAGUAAUAGUAGUAUAUGGCGCCCAAUGUCAAUGAGAGGCAAGAGUACGAUUAAAGACGAUUCAGAAGAAGCGAGGUCAUACACAAACUUUGAUGCUCUUCGUGAUAUCACUGCUGGAAAAACUCCUCAGGGAACGGACAAAAAAGUGAUGAGAAAGCCUCCACCUGUGCCAACGGGGAAUGCCGAAAGUAAGAAAACAAGUGUUCAAACAUCUGUUCCCAAUGGUGAUGUGCGACAGAGAAAAGGUUCAUUUUCUGAAGAAAGUUUUGCAAUUGUUAGUGACAGAAUUAGUGUUAGCCAUUCAGACUCAGUGAAAUUAAUCUUAGAAAAGACAUAUAGUAUAAGUGACUUUGAAGAAGCCACUCGUGAUGCCGAGCGGCUUCUAUCAGAACUUAAACAAACACUUGAGACAUUAAAAGAUACCAGAAUUGACCGUCGUCCAAAACAGUUUGGUAUGUGCAAAGAGGAACUCAAUAACCGAGUCAAACAAUUUGUGUAUGAUGCAAAAUUUCUUGUCAGUAAUGCAACACAGACGAAAGAAAAAUUAGCAGAAAAUCUGGACACUUGUAUGCAUACUUUAGCAAAAGUCUUCCUUCACGCUCAGGCAACCAUGAUCAUGAUGGUCGCAGUUCACCAAGCACAGCAGCUAGGGUUUGAGGUCAUAAAGGUCACAAACUCAUUUAAAAGUACAGUAAAUGCUGCCCAGGCUGCAUGCGGAAAGCCGUUGUCUGAUCCUCAUAUGCGUUACUUAAUGAGACAGGCAACCAGUUUAGCGACACUGCUGAGUAGUUUGUUAAAACAUUUAAAAACAUUAGAACAGAAUUAGAUUUAUAGUCUGUUGUUUAUUGAAAUUUUUAUAAAGUCCCAAAUAUUUAUUAAUGUGUAACCAAAAAUCCAUACUCCAAAAAUUAAAAAUGCUUACUUUAGAUGGGUGUCAAGUACUUUUGUACAGUGAAAAUGUACAGAUAAGUGAAACUCUUAAAGGUUGUUACACCAUUUUGAAAGUACCUUCUCUAGGUACCAUUCAUGCUUGAAACGGCCCUUAUUUAAAUAUAACAGGUAUAUAAAUGAAAUACCUGUAUUAACAAAAUUUGUUAAAGUCCUUUAAAAAAUAAAACAGGAAAUAUUAAUUAUUGAAGAAUUUUUUGAAAUUUUUAAAAAGUAUUAGAAUUAUUUUUAAUGUAUCAAUUUUUUAGAAAUUUAAUAAUGUCAUCAUAAUUAUGAGUUUUGUAUCAACUUGCCAAUUUGAUAUCAUUUAUACAGAGUUGUUUCCCCUUCCUAAUAUUAUAUAGAUCCUUUAAUAACAGUGGUCUUAUAUUUAAGGUGAACAAAACCUUCUGUUUAAACUAACUGAUAAUUUAAAGAUAUUGAAAAAUGAAAAAUACUUCUUCUUAAAAUUCUUGAAAAUAUUUUUGUCUCAUUUCUCGAAAAUAUUUUUUAUCUUAUGGGACAUUAGAAUUUGGACUGGAAAUUAUUUGAAUUUUGUCGAUCUGAAAUACAUUUUUGUCAGCCCAAUCCUAUAAUUCUAUAGAGAAUUCACUUAAAUUUGCCAGACAUUUUACAUUUUUUUUCAGUCAAUUUGUUCCUUUUUUGCAUGUUACUUUUUAAGAACCCUGGGCCCUGUCUCCCCUUUAAAUAUAGAACCUCUGUUAUUAACUAAGCAUCUAUUGUUUAUGUUAUAUUAUUGCUUUAUUUUCUUGAUGGAUCUGAUGCUUACAUGAAUUGUUCUGUGAUAAAUGUUUUUGUUAUUUGUUUGUUUUUUUGUAAGUUUUAUAUAUAUAAAUAUCUUUAUCGUUUCGUAUUUUUUGUCCACAUUCCAUAUUUAUUACAUAGUAUUUACAUUCCAGAAUAAGUACAGAAAAUUGUAAAUAUAAAAACUGUAUAGUAUAUUGUAUUGUAUGUUUCCAUGACAACCGUUGUAAUGUUAAAUUAUAGCUUUAAUAUAUCAAAAUAUUUAAAAUAAGUUGAUUUAUCGUGAAAGUUUAUAUUUAUUCACAGUUAUCAAAUUUGGUGGGAGAAAACGUAGCCCAAUAAAAAUCAAUUUUUAUGAACACUUAUAUUUUCCCAAACAUAAUACCGAUUUUUUUUACGAUUGACACUUUCACGCUUUAGAAUAUUUGGUCAGAAUUUUAAAAUGAUUCUUUAGAAAAGUAUUUUAUCUUUGAAUAAAUUCCGGGAUAAAAUUCUGUGUCUAAAACCAUCAAUCUUGUUAAAAUAGUCGUUAAGAUAAUAUAAGGGUACAAAAUUUACACUUUUGUAUAACAAUCAUGAUCUUUCUUAUGCUUUUUAUAUCUAUCUUAAUGGUUAUAUUGUUCAAGCUUUAAACUGAUCUUGUCUGAGAGUGGUUUUUAAUGAGAGGAUUAACUAUACAACAAUAAAAUUGUUCGUGAAUAUACACGUUGAGUCAGUGAAUCAACAUUUGUGUGCUUUGAUGGUUUAAACAGGUACGUUUAAAAUUACACCUGUACACGACUUUUGGCAGCGAUACAAGAACGAUUAUCAACAGUAAAUGUUGACUGAUUAUUUUAUUGGUAGAAAAUUUAACCAAUUAAAACUUGAGAAGUGCAUCUUUUUUCAUGUGUAUAAGUCUGAUAAAUUAGUAAUUAGGAUUUCGCAAUACUAAAUGGAACUUUUUAUAGGAGAUCGUGUAAACUAAACACAAAAAAAGGAUAUGAAUAUAAUAUAUGCAUGAAGGACCAUAUGACAAGCUUCUAUUUUCACAAAAUAUCUUAAAAGUGAACCAAGUAUACUCUGAAUACUUAAACAUAGAAAUUUUUCAGGGGUUGGGCUAACUCAUUUUUCACAAUUUUUUUAAACUUGUUUUUGGCAUGGGUAUGAAAUGUACACUUUUGACAUUUUCAAUUUUUUGCAGAUAUUUUAUAAUAUUGAUAAUAAAAUUUCCUCAUUUACAGUGAAUGAAUAUAUUUUGGUAGUCGUUAAAAUCAUUUUAGUUAUAUAAGAUGUUUUGUGAGAUGGGUUGCUUAAAUUUUGUAAGAUGAAUUUACCAAUGGAAAUGAAAUCCUAAGGUACUAUGAUAGUAUUAAUGUUAAUGUCUCAAUAUGUAAACUGGUGAAUUUCUUGAAUUAUUUGAAUUAACUAUGCCAAAGUAAAAAAUGUAUGUGUUACUUUUUAAGAAGUGAGCUUGUGAUUUCUGUCUCUAAACAACAUAUGUUUAAGACACAUUUUCUGGGUAAAAAAGAUUCUACAUCCCAAACCAAAGACACCUUCAUAUAGUUGUUGCUUUAAUUUAGAUAGCUUUAUAUACAUAUAUGAUGCUAAAAGUGUUACAUAAAAAUAUCAUUUAAAUUUGAUCCCAGAUACUUUUGUUGUACCUGUAAAGAUAUUACAAAUGUACACUUAAUGUCUUUGGCAUAUUUAAAGUGUAAUAAAUCUUGCCAAGAAAAAAAAGCUAUGCAUUUUUUGGAUGUUACUAGAUUUUUGCUUCAAAAUUGUAGCUCUAGAAAGCUGUGAAUAUUUUGCUUCUGUUCAGAUGUUUAUGUGUAGCUAAUUAUUUUGGUGGAUGCAAAAUUUUUAAAAUGUUUCACUCUUACAAGAAAAGAUGUUUUUUAUUUUAAAUGGACAGAAUUUUUCAAAGUGAUUUUAAUUGUAAAUAACUUUCUUUUUUUUCAAAGUUCCCUAGACCUUAUGCUUAUUCUUGAGAUAAUUUUAAAUCAUUUUGGAUACUCUGAUCAAUUAUGGUUGGUUUAGAGGCUAUAAAUAGUAAAUGGCAAAAGUUCGAAGUAAAACGUUCAAAAAAGGAAAUUUUGCACUCCACCAAAAUUUUCUGCUAUACAGUUCAAGUAAAAAUCUGUGCCAAAUAAUAUCUUAAAAUAUAAUACUCGGUGAAAUACUGUUUUUGUUACACUGCUGAUUUCAAUCAAAUUAUUGUUUUAUUACAUAAAAUUAUCUCCCCUUAAAAAGUUGCUUCCCUUAAUUUGAAAAUGUGAAUAUUUUGUCAGUUCUGAUCUAGAAUGUUCAUGGAGUUGAACAUUUAAAACAUUUCAUGAUAUUUGGAAAUCUAAGAUGAGGUUGUAGGAAAGUUCUUGUUUUUCUCUUUCAUAUAUGUCUUAAUUUUAUUGAAAUUUAUAUAAAAUUUGAAGGGAAGUAACUCGUGUUUACAGAAUCUAUUAAGCAGAUUUGAUUUCAUAAUAUGAAAAAUAUUUAUGCCAUAUAACCAAAACCUUUUAAAUAUAAUGAGUUUGUAAUAAUUUAUUAACUUUUACCCUGCAUAAUUAACAAAAAUAGUAUAAAAUGUAUGAAAUAUGCACGAGAAAAAACAGGAUUUUUAGUUCAUGCAUAUAUGCUUUAACACAUAUUGUUCUCCAUAAAAAAAUCUGUAUCUUUUCAUAUGCUCAAUCCAUGUACAUUGUACCCUAUUAACUUACAUUCUAACAGUGAAACAUAUAUAAAUGAAAUUAUACUUUAUACAAUCAAGAAAAUAUUAUGAAUAGGUUUAACUUUGGUCCCUUUAGUAUUUAAGCAACAACAUUUCUUAAAAGAUGUUACAUAAAUGUUAGCUUAUAUAAAAAAUUUCUUAAGCAUUGAAGUUGAACAAUAAAAAAAGUUCAAAAUAAGAAAAAUUCAAUUUGAAGAUAUUACCCUCCUUAUUUGUGACUUAUUGCAUGGAGUUGUAUAACAAAGAGUUGUGAAAAUGGGAAAAUGUGAAAUUUUUAACUUAAAAUGUUUUGAUUGAUAAAUGUUUCACUGUAUGUAUCAUUGUUUAUAUACCUUAAUAGUUGUGAUAUAUAAUAUCUGUAUGAUAAAUUGUGAUAUACAUAUAUAUAAGAAAUGUACGGUACACAAUUAUUUGCAAUAUACACUUGUUAAAAGUUACCUCAUAUAAAUGGUAUACAAAGAUUUGUAUGAUCAUAACACAAUAAAAUGUGUUAAGUUUUAUAUGA
Messenger RNA from Mytilus trossulus (common blue mussel), 9577 nucleotides. RefSeq lists its product as uncharacterized. Lineage: Eukaryota; Metazoa; Mollusca; Bivalvia; Mytilida; Mytilidae. The transcript has 23 exons. The record is from RefSeq and is a predicted model, not a curated record. Bases 295 to 5502 code for a protein of 1735 amino acids. Gene Ontology annotation, cellular component: cytoskeleton. Gene Ontology annotation, molecular function: protein binding.